Messenger RNA from Melopsittacus undulatus (budgerigar), 1042 nucleotides. Its product is annotated as non-structural maintenance of chromosomes element 3 homolog. Gene Ontology annotation, cellular component: nucleus. The record is from RefSeq and is a predicted model, not a curated record. The transcript has 10 exons. The coding region runs from base 272 to 1018 and encodes 248 amino acids. Lineage: Eukaryota; Metazoa; Chordata; Aves; Psittaciformes; Psittaculidae.
GGGCAGUAAGCGGAAGAGCGAGCUGAGGGGAGGAGCGGCGGUCGGCGGUUCCGGGUCGGUUUAACGGGCCCUGAGGGAGCCGCUUGCGGCCUCGGAGCGGUUCUAAUCCGGCGGUGCUCGCUCCUGUGGGUCCCGGAGCGGUUCUAACCCGUCCGGUGCUUGCUGCUGUCGGCCUCGGAGCGAUCCCGGCCCGUCCGGUGCUCGCUCCUGUCGGUCCCGGAGCGGUUCCGACCCGUCCGGUGCUUGCUUUGCCCUCGGAGCUGUGAGAGGAAUGUCGCAGAGGAAGCGUAGCAGAGGCUCGGGUGCUUCCCAGGCAGACGAUGUGGACGAGGAUUUCAGCCUCAGCCCCACGCUGCCCCGCAGCCAAGUGCAGUGGAACCUGGAGAGGCGCUCCCAGGACCAAGUGAACCAGAAGAUCAGUGAGUUGGUUCAGUUCCUGCUUGUCAAAGACCAGAAGAAGAUCCCCAUUAAGAGAGCAGAUAUCCUGAAGAAAGUCAUCCGGGAAUACAGAGAUGUCUCCUCAGAGAUUAUCAACCAGGCAGGCAGGACCCUGCAGCAGGUGUUUGGGCUGCAGUUGGUGGAGAUCGACACCAGGCAGCACAUUCACAUCCUCACCAGCACCAUAGCCCGCACCAACGGGGAGAACCUGCGCCGGGACAACCAGACAGCAAAGCUGGGGCUCCUCAUGGUCAUCCUCAGCUUCAUUUUCAUGAAGGGCAACUCAGUCAAAGAUGGUGCCGUGUGGGAAUUUCUCCGCAGGCUCCGCAUACAACCAGGGGAGCGCCAUGAGGUCUUUGGGGACGUCAGGAAGCUGGUGACAGAGGAGUUUACACGGCAGAAGUACCUGGAGAUCAACCCCAUUCCCUUGACGGACCCCCCUGAGUUCAAGUACCAAUGGGGGCCACGGGCAGCCAAGGAGACCUGCAAGAUGGAUGUGCUGCGCUUUGUGGCAAAGAUGCAAGGGAAGGAUCCCACGUUCUGGGUAAGCCAGUACAAUGAGGCUAAGCCCACCCAUUGACCCCCCCCCCCCCAAUAAAGGUGC